ACAAAAAAACACCCAUUCCUCCUCUCAUCUCCACAAUUUAAACAACAACAAAAAAAACUCUCAUUUUCACAAAUUACCCAAUUAAUAAGCAAAUCUCCAACCGUAUAUCCCCCAAAUUACAGCCAAAUGGUUGGCAACGAGCGAGAGCUCUUUUUUAUUUUCUUGUGAGGCCUCGAGGAGCUCAUAAGAAGAGGAAAACCGCCUCUCUGGACUCGUUCGUUUCGUUUCGAGCUCUCUCUGCUGUCCUUUUUUGAGAACAGAGCAAGCUCCCCCCACCGCUUCCCCUCUUCCCUCUUAACUACUCUCUCUCUCUCUCUCUAUCAUCAAUGGCUGUUCAAGCCCAAUACCCGUCUCAUAUCCUCCUCUUUAAUAAUAAUAACAAUAGAAGCAUUGAGCAAGAGAGGAAGGAGAUGGAGUGCGCCCAGCAGCCACCUGGGUUCUUCUUCAGCGGCGUUAAUGGGAAUCCGAGGAAAAGAGGGAGAGAGUUUCAAAUGAUGCCGACCCCGUCGAUUCAAUCUCCGGCUUUUAUGAAUCUCGUUCAGUUGCAAGCACAAGCUCCUCCUCCUCCUCCUCCUUCGUUAGUCUCGACUGGGCUCAAGCUGGCGUUUGAGGACGGCGAUCAAUUCGUCGAGCAGGAUCUCCUCUCUCUGGUCAACAACCAGAAGGAAGAAAUCGAGCGGUAUCUCGUCGCCCAGGUGCCCGAACUUACCGUUAUGCCCUCGCCUCCUUCGUCCCCCCCUCGUUCUCUCGGUUUAUUUUUUUGUUUUGUUUUUUUUUAAAUGGAGGUGUGGGGUGGGGAACCCAUUUUUGUCUCGCGCAGGCGGAGCAGCUUGAGGCGCCACGUUAGCG
This is a messenger RNA of Asparagus officinalis (garden asparagus), 849 nucleotides long. RefSeq lists its product as uncharacterized. The transcript has 3 exons. The record is from RefSeq and is a predicted model, not a curated record. Lineage: Eukaryota; Viridiplantae; Streptophyta; Magnoliopsida; Asparagales; Asparagaceae. The coding region runs from base 327 to 779 and encodes 150 amino acids.